Molecule: messenger RNA, 2597 nt
Organism: Coregonus clupeaformis (lake whitefish)
Lineage: Eukaryota; Metazoa; Chordata; Actinopteri; Salmoniformes; Salmonidae
Exons: 4
Coding region: 120-851 (243 amino acids)
Source: RefSeq, a predicted model, not a curated record
UGUAUUGACCUGGAUAAAGAGAGAGAAAGAGAGAGAUUGAGAGAGAUUGUGGAGAAAACGAAUAAAGAGAUAUUGAUUGCGAGGAUUAACUGUUGGGUCUCGGGAUCAUUUCAGCGAGAAUGUCUGUGCUAUUCUGUUGCUGUGUCACUCCUUCCGAAGACAACGACGAGAGACAGCCCCUACUUCACACCAAGCCUUCAAAAUCAGCUAAACCAGAGUCGGCCAGACAGCCUCAACCAGCAGCCACAGUGAGUCGGAGUGGUCUGUUGGUCCCGAAGCGUGUGGGUGUGAUAGACUUGGACCAGCAGUUCUCUGAUGUAGCCUUGACGUUCAACCAACAACAGGAGAGCUAUGAUGCCAUGAAGGAACGCAUCAUCUCUCUGCGAUGCACCUACGACUGUAACAAUGACAGCAACCUGACUCUGACAGAGUGUGUGAGGAAGAUCAAAGAGGAGCACAAGGACAGUUGCAGUGUAACCAUGGUGAUGAAGGGGUAUGACUUCUCUCUCUCAGUGGUUCCGCUGAGGUCUGCGGUCGAGGGGGAGGAGUCUCCACCUAGCCGUCUCCGAUUGGCUCAGGAGGAGCUCUGUGGCAUUUCCCAGGGCGCCAAAGCAAUAAGCACCGCGGGGACCAAGCUCCAGGAGCUGAUAGGCUGGCUGCUGAAUGAGGGGGAGCGAAUGGCGGAGAGGGUCAGGGAGGUGGCACCAACCCAUCAGGACCGCUGUAGGCUGGAGAAUAACCUGAUUGAAACCAUGCAGGAAGUGAGAAGGGCGAGGGAGCUUUCGCUAGGUUACCGCCAGCAGGCUGGAGAGGUGCAAACUGAGGCCGCACAGAUAGCAGGACUGGCCUGACACACACUGUGGAAAAUCCCCUGUGGCUCCCCCAAAACUUAGAAGUUUCUGCAGCCCACUCAGACGAUCUACUCCCGAUGCCAAGGUGUCUGGCUGUAGAACUUUCUCACCACCAUGGCCAACUGACCCCUGAUUGGUUGCCAUGUAGCCUGCCAACUAUGAUUCUGAUCACCAGACUUAUCUAGCCAAGGCAAUUACCUGGUUUGGACCAGUUUAUGCUGCUCUGACCUCAGUGUCCUCCUCCAGCGGCACAGAGAGAGUGGAUACUCCUGUAUCCCUGUGCUUCUUCCUUCACCUCUGGACUUCUCCAUCCAAGGACGACCACCUGCGGACACCUUUCCUCUUCACUCCUCUAGUGUGUGUGCGUCAUUGCUCAAAGCAAGUGGACUUUGUGGAGCCAGUGUGCCUUUGUGUAUACGUUUAUGCACCUGUUGUAAUCCAAUGUUACAAUCUUCUUGGUCACCACUAUUCCUAACUGUUAUCCAGUAUAACUUGGUUAGUAUUUCACCUGUAUGUAAUAAGCCGUGUUACAUAUGCUGGUUAUACACUUAUGGUCGAGUUAUGAGUAGUUAUUUUGUGGCCAAUAGUUAGGCAACACUCUAGGCCUACUUACCAUUGAAACCUAUAGGCCUAAGAUGGCCGCCAGCUGCAAGGUAAUUUAGAUAUUCAAUUUGGCUGCCAUGUGUUACCGCAUCGAGAAGAUUGAAAUACUGCUAGUUUUUAAUUAAACUGCCUUUUUCGUCAGCACACUAGCCUAGCUAAUGCUAAAGCAACCCAUUGGAUUCCACAACACUUCCGGUAGCUACUCACUCCAACGGUAGGUAUUCUAUUUUAAUGGAAUCCUUUAGCAUUAGCUAGCUUAGAAUGAGGAGGAUAAAGGCAGUCUACUUAAAAACUAGCAGUAUUGCUAUCUUCUCAAUUUGUCAUUUCGGAUAUUGGGAUAAUUAGGAAUAAGCUACAGCAACAUCUUCCAUCCCUGGAUUGAGGUCUGUUUUCGUGCCAUAUCACGCUAUUAUCCCGGUAGUAUUUUUCUCAUUACUGUUGCUAUAUCUUUAUAGCUAUUCCACUGUGUAAUGUAUACAUCAUUUGUCUCUUCCUUUAUAGAUAGCAUUUAUAAUCACUAUCUCCCAUUCUCCUGGCAAUAAACCUGAGUUUUUUUACCCCUGUCUCCUACUGAGCCAUCCCCCUCUAACCAGGGACCUAGUGCAGUUGUUCGUCUUACUGGGGACCUAGUGCAGUUGUUCCUCUUACCGGGGACCUAGCGCAGUUGUUCCUUACACCUUGCACUGGCAACUCUAUGGGUCCACCUCUUACCGGAUGGUACUCUUUCACACACACUGAGAGGAGAGAGACCUCUGCUGACACAGAAUCUAUAAAUGUCACUUUUAAAUAUUUUGGGAAUCAAUGUAGGCUAUUUUUACUAUCACGUAAAAGCACACAAUGGACCUACACUGUUAGAAAACACUCUCCUGCAGGGGUCGGCUGAUCCUGGUCUUGGAGUGCCACAGAUUAUGACUGGUUAUAGAUAGUGUUUAAGUAUUGUAUAGUGAGUAUAGCUCUUAACUAGUUAGAGAAAUUAGCUGAGAUAUAUCCUGAUGUAUCCUGGACAGGAAUUCCUAAUCUAAUCUAAUCUAAACCUAAACAAACACUGUCGAUGUUAGAGAUCAUGUUAGGGUGUUAAUACUGUAUGUUAUUGUGUUUUAUAACAAAUUAAAAUGCACUCUGUUGUUGGUGUCUUAAGAUUUA